ACUGAAAGAAGCGAUCAUGUCCAGCCUCACAUUCAAGCAGGACGAGUUCAAGAUUGUGUACAUCCCAGCAGACCAGAGCCAGGCGUUGGAAGAGUGGACGGUGGCCAUCCCGCCGGGUAAGAAGAUCGAAUGCCUCACCAAUCGGCUCAAGGAGCACUUUCAGGCUGCCACGCCGUCAGCUUCUGCCGAGGAGAAGGAAGCACAGCGGGAGGCGAUUCGCCAGCAACUGCAGGAGAAGAUGCCUGGUGGUGCUACGGUGCCGAGCGAGCUUGUCGACCACUUUGCGCUGAUGAGCACGGUCGACACGGUCCCGCUGUUGGUCAACAAGGCGGCUCACGACUACAUCGGCGUCUUUCUCUACGUCGACGACCAGGGCGUGAUCAAGAACCUCCCGCUUAACGAGCGGGCAAGCCUGGUGGCCAUGGCGGCAGGAAACCCACUGAGGGUCAUGGGCGACGCCUUUCUUGGCAUGAUCUACGACAACGACGACGACUUUGAGCGGCUGGACUUUACGCUCGACACGCUCAAGAACGGCGAGUGGCGGGCUAAGGCCAAGGCCGACAACGAGGCCAAGGCCGCCAAGGCCGCAGCCAGCGGCGGACAGGUAGCCAACUCGGGGGCGACGCCUGGCUCGGCACGAUCCCGUUGUGCGCAGGGCUUCCUCGCCGCGUGCACCAAUGAGGGCAAGCUGCGGUGCGCGCGAUGCAAGAACAUCCUGUACUGCUCGAAGGAGUGCCAGCGGGCCGACUGGAAGCGGCACAAGGCGAGCUGCACCAAGUAAGGCUACAGUAGCAAUAACACCCAAGGGAAGCACAGGAGCAGGAUAAUAGAAAUAAAACAAUUUGCUUGCUG
This is a messenger RNA of Thecamonas trahens ATCC 50062, 852 nucleotides long. Its product is annotated as MYND finger domain-containing protein. The record is from RefSeq and is a predicted model, not a curated record. Lineage: Eukaryota; Apusomonadida; Apusomonadidae. The transcript has 2 exons. Bases 17 to 781 code for a protein of 254 amino acids.